This is a messenger RNA of Coniophora puteana RWD-64-598 SS2, 1588 nucleotides long. RefSeq lists its product as uncharacterized. Bases 1 to 1554 code for a protein of 517 amino acids. Lineage: Eukaryota; Fungi; Basidiomycota; Agaricomycetes; Boletales; Coniophoraceae. The record is from RefSeq and is a predicted model, not a curated record. The transcript has 3 exons.
AUGAGCGAUCAAACACCAGAAGAAAUCUACGCCGCUUCUAGACUGAUUGCUGCUGAGCUGUUUGCCUCUGGUCUGCUUCCAGAGGCCGAAGAACGCUCCAAGAAACCCGAUCUCGCAUCUCUUCUCGACAACGAGAAGUCAGCCUGGGCGAACAAGAACCACGCGCUCGGGUUCCCGGUGGCCGACGUGCGCACCGAUCUCGUAAAGUGGAUGCGGGGCUGGGACAAGGGCGUCGAGAGGGCCUGCAGCUCGGCGACGGACGUGGUGACGUAUACCUCGGCGUUCCGUUUCCCCUUCUACGUUAGCAGGACACCUGGUCCCACGGAGUACGAGUUUUUGCGCGUCGGGAAGCUUAGAGCGCAGGACGAACAUCGAAGAGUGAUGCUGGGGCUCGGGGAACUCUACGGCGAGCUUGAAAAGGAGCGGUGCAGCAUUCGAGACUGGUUUAUGCUCGUCAGCGCGGAGAAGCGGCGAAAGGCGCUCGCUCGGGCCUUCGAGAAUACGUGCUGGUGCACCGUACUUGGCCAGGACUCGCGCGUGCUCUGUCCCGAGAUCAACAGCACGACCCUUCUGAAACGCCGAGGACUCGAGCUCUUUGACUUCUGUGACCGGUACAAGGAUAACAUGAGCUCUUUCUUCGGAGAAGACGACCCUACGCAAACAAACAUGCUCUAUAGCGACUGGUGGCGGAGCGCACGACGACCAGAAGACAGCCACGUUGGGCGUAACCAUUACGAAAACUACAGGUAUUUGUAUCAACUCUAUACAUACUUUCGGCUCGAGUUUCUCGACAAGUUUGUAUAUUACACUCUAAAGGUCGUCCUCAUGGGUUUCGUCGAAAACAUGUCAAACAGCGACUCUUUUGUGCCUCGCUUGAUCUGGAUGGCUGGCCGGCAGGGCGUACAGAAUCUCUUGGCCGUCCGAAGAGAAAUGAGGAGCCGCGCCGGGCGCCGGUGCGAACACUGCGAUCGCUGCCCGGAGGACUUUGGCGAAAGUAUCAAGUUCCUUAUCUGUGGCGCAUGCAAACGCCACCUCAACUUCGAGUAUCCCUACUGCUCCAAAGAAUGUCAGAUGUCGGACUGGCCUCAACACAAAGUGCACUGUGGCAAGGAGAAGGUGUCCAAAGGCCGCGACGAGGGGCAACCGGAGUACACGCUCUCGCUCGGCGCGCUUCUCCAGCUUGAAUACCAGCUACAGCGCCCCGAAUUCGACUACUUCAUCUUCCAGGUCGACGCACCCCAAGGCUGGCCAGUCGUAUUUCUCCAUGACGCCGAAAAACGGGCAACCUUUAGAGAAAAACGUGCUAUGGUCGCAACAGACUCCGACCGAGCCGGCCUCGACGUGCUCGCAAAGUGUCUCGUGGAUGCGCUGAAAGCAGACACCGCCGAAUCGGGAAUCACCAGGGACAAUGUCAUCCAGCAGCUAUGUGAGGAAUACGAGGUCGAUGUGAAGAGUCGGCUUGAGGCGCUUGAAGCAGAAUUGGCGAUGGUAGGCGAUGAGGACCGGUAUAGCGGCAUGGUGGUCAUCGGAGGGCGACGAACCGGAAGCUUAUAGUGGUAUUGAGUUUUCGGGCCAGUGGUUGUUUUUG